AUGUCUUUGCGGUCCCCAGAUAGCGAUAGUACUCGGGCUCCAACCCCAGAUCUCACCGAUAAUGAUGAUAGUGAUUUGAGCGAUGGGACAGUUGAUCGUCAAUUAUCGGCCAAGUUUCUACCCGCGUAUGCAGUGCCAUGACUCUUUCUUGCAGAAGCUAAUUCGAAACAGGAUAACUGAGUUCGAUUUCUCUCUCCUUGACAUCUUCAGCCGAACUCCUGGAAAGGGUCGCCGAAUUGCAAUAAUCGUUCUCAAUGGAGAAGAAGCUGGAUUCCUUUUACCUCUUGAGAGAAAAUUGCUCGUCCAACGCUACGAAUGUCCAGCUAUUAUUUUAUAUGCGAGGAGUGAUGAGAUGAUGUCUCAGUACUUUAUCGAAAGUUAUUGCAAAGAUGAUGCUACAACAGAUUCGGAACCAUUCAAGACAUCAGAUGGUGUUCUUGCACUGAAUUAUCUUUUGGACAAGGCAGACGCAAAAUUCGACGAUCGAAAAGCGGGUAGACACACUCGGUCAUUUCUAGGCGGUGCCAAAGAUUUUGUGGCUAUAAAUUAUCCUCAACAGCAUUAUGUACAACUAGAAAAGUGUCUCGUAGAUGAUUGGUUCGAAAUAGUGGCAUAUCGAGCAGGAUGCAACACGGCGUCCGAUGAUAGGACGAUGGGAUAUAGGAGGGUGCAUCUUUCAAACUCGACGAUAAUCGACGCCAAUUUCCCGGACGAGUUAAGGAAAGAUAUUUCCAGGAAUCCUGUUUUUGUCCAUCAAUUCGGAGUUAUUGGAUUCACUCUCAUAAAUCUAUAUUCAAUCCACAAUUUUAACCACAUAAAAGCUGGAAUUCCAGACGGUUUGGUAGAGGAAGAACUAUAUAUAUCCGUCAAUAAGGAUAACGAAAAGCGUUUUAAAGGAAACAAAGCUGGUACAAUAUUCUUCUAUCUUUCACCACGAUUGAGUGAAGAAAGAACAAACAAUGAAAAUAACAAUGAGCUGCUGUUCGAUCUUUAUGAAGUACAGGCCAAAAUUGUGGCCCCCUUUCCGGAUGACCCAAGUAUUGGCGCAGCGGCAACCACACUUGCGGCAAACCUUGCAUUAUACUUAUCUGAGCACGACAUUCUAUAUAAAGAAAAUCACGAAAGAGAAUUGAACAUUGGCGAUCACAGGAUAUCAAAAUUCUUGAUGCGGUUGGAUAGUGUCAACAGUACCAAAAAUCAAGAAUGUCGUGUUGAAGUUGUGGUGGAGACAGAGGUUGAUGCUCUGUUGAAGAUCAAAAUUACUGAACUCAAAUUCGGAGCUCCAAUCACAUUUGUCAAACGCGAAAUGAUGGAGGUGUCUCGUCGAUGUAUGAGUGCGGAUUUUAACUUCUGGGAUGUUGGCUUUAGACGCGCUGGUGAAGUGGAUGAUUACUUUGGACCUAUUAGUGAUUUUGGUGGGGAUGGAGUGGGGGGUUUGCCAUCAUUAUGUAGGAAAGAAAGACAUUACUUAGCUCGUUUGUUUAAGGAAGUGUUGGGACCAUAG
Sclerotinia trifoliorum is the source of this 1504-nucleotide messenger RNA. Lineage: Eukaryota; Fungi; Ascomycota; Leotiomycetes; Helotiales; Sclerotiniaceae. The record is from the annotation of a GenBank genome assembly.